AACAGGAAAAACGUAUCAGCAGGAGCACAGAUGUGUUGGAGUAUUUAGGGGAGGAGCGCAAACUGAAGUGUAUUUAUAUCUGCUCAAGACUGAAGUCUCAGCUUCACUCUGCACAUAGCUGAGGAGGAAUCGAGGCACCACCUUCAUCAUGUCUUAUUAUGAGCACAUCCUGUUUGAGUACGACUACAAUGACACAGCCUCGGGUUCUGGUUCUGGAGACCUGGGGGUGGACCUGGAGGAGCCUUGUGGUCUGGCACACAUGGCGACUGCUGAGCUUCAGCGUGUCUUCCUGCCCAUAGUGUACGCGCUCAUCUUCACAGUGGGCAUCACUGGAAACGGCCUGGUCGUCAUUGUGCUGGGCUGUCAGCGCAGGUCCAAAUGCAGCCUCACGGACCGGUACCGGCUGCACCUCUCAGCGGCUGACCUGCUCUUUGUUCUGGCGCUGCCCUUUUGGGCUGUGGAUGCAGCUCUGGCAGACUGGCGGUUUGGGUUGGCCACCUGUGUCGGUGUGCACGUAAUCUACACGGUUAACCUUUACGGCAGCGUCCUCAUCCUGGCCUUCAUCAGUCUGGAUCGGUACUUGGCGGUGGUCCGGGCCACAGACACAAACACCGGCGGCCUGAGGCAGUUGCUGGCACACAGAUUAGUGUACGUAGGUACCUGGCUGCCUGCCGGUCUAUUGGCGGUGCCCGACUUGAUAUUUGCACGAACCCAAGAAGGCGCCGAGGGCACAACUCUUUGCCAGCGAUUCUACCCCGUGGAGAGCGCUCCUCUCUGGGUGGCAGUCUUCCACCUCCAGCUGGUCUUGGUGGGUCUGGUCAUACCAGGUCUGGUUCUGCUGGUGUGUUACUGUGUGAUCGUCACCAGACUGACUCGAGGCCCGCUGGGAGGCCAGAGGCAGAAGCGGCGAGCGGUCAGGACCACCAUCGCACUGGUGUUGUGCUUCUUCGUGUGCUGGCUCCCAUACGGGGCCGGCAUCUCUGUGGACGCCCUGCUGCGCCUUGAGGUGCUGCCCAGGAGCUGCGGCCUGGAGGCUGGGCUGGGGGUGUGGCUGGCGGUGGCUGAGCCCAUGGCGUUUGCCCACUGCUGCCUGAACCCGCUGCUAUACGCCUUCCUGGGGGCAGGGUUCAAGAGUUCAGCACGUAGAGCCCUCACUCUGAACCGGGCCUCCAGUUUGAAGGUUUUACCGCGACGACGUAAUGGAGCCUCAACGACCACAGAGUCAGAAUCCUCCAGUUUACAUUCCAGCUAGUGUGUGUGUGUGUGUGUGUGUGUGUGUGUGUGUGUGUGUGUGUGUGUGUGUGUGUGUGUGUGUGUGUGUGUGUGUGUGUGUGUGUGUGUGUGUGUGUGUGUGUGUCAGUCUGCUGGACCAGCGUUUGUCCUCUCCCUCAUAGUGGAGGUUCUCUGUAAAUAGUUAUUGAAAUCAUUUUUGGUGCUGUUGUGUUCUUCUGUUCCAAAUGUUUGUAAUAAAAUAUUCAAAAUAUUCUG
This is a messenger RNA of Thalassophryne amazonica, 1488 nucleotides long. RefSeq names its product C-X-C chemokine receptor type 4-like. Gene Ontology annotation, biological process: brain development; immune response; G protein-coupled receptor signaling pathway. The record is from RefSeq and is a predicted model, not a curated record. Gene Ontology annotation, molecular function: G protein-coupled receptor activity. Bases 149 to 1252 code for a protein of 367 amino acids. The transcript is spliced from 4 exons. Lineage: Eukaryota; Metazoa; Chordata; Actinopteri; Batrachoidiformes; Batrachoididae. Gene Ontology annotation, cellular component: membrane.